AUGACAUCCCCUCUCACCUCCUGGCCGUCCACCCCCGUCCCCUCCGCUAUAAAAACCCUAAUAAGCGACUUCUACACCAUCGGCGCCCAAAAGGGCGAUGAAGCCACCGCAGCCUACAUAAACCUGUUCACACCAACGGCACAAAUAGUUCAGAACAACAAAACGUACACUGGCCGUGAUAGCAUCCUCGAGGCGCAAAGCGGAAAGCUAGACCACGUGAAAAGCCGCCAGCGCGAGAUCCGCAAAGUGUACUCGUGCACUGAAGCUGGCGACGAUCUGCUCCUGGUGGGGAAUACACGUGUGGUGCUGGACACGGCGGAGGUGCUGGAUGUGGGGUUUUGCGUGCAGCUGGCGUUUCAGGAGACGGCGGAGGGGUGGAAGAUAACGCAUUGUCAGUCUUGGAGUGAUUCGGUGGAGUUGACGGUGGAGAUGAUGAAGAUUGUUAUGAAGGAGAAGCUGCGCGGGGGUGGGGAGAAGGGGAAGGGCAGGGAGAAACGGCAGGGUUCUGGGCUUUUUGCUGGGUGUUUUGGGAGGAAGUAG
This is a messenger RNA of Mytilinidion resinicola, 540 nucleotides long. RefSeq lists its product as uncharacterized. The record is from RefSeq and is a predicted model, not a curated record. The coding region runs from base 1 to 540 and encodes 179 amino acids. Lineage: Eukaryota; Fungi; Ascomycota; Dothideomycetes; Mytilinidiales; Mytilinidiaceae. The transcript has 3 exons.